Messenger RNA from Physella acuta, 2759 nucleotides. Its product is annotated as coiled-coil domain-containing protein 43. The record is from RefSeq and is a predicted model, not a curated record. NCBI's taxonomy places the organism in Eukaryota, Metazoa, Mollusca, Gastropoda, Physidae.
CCUUCGACUUUUUAUUUUUGUUUUCGCAAAUAUAUUGAUUAAUGAAAGAUGGCGACCGUCGUUGCAGGCCAGUUUGACUUUUGGUUGACUGAAAAGUUAAAAUCUGCUAGUACGGAUAUCGAUACAGAUGUUUUUGUCAGCUAUAUUAUUAGUAUAUUAGACACAGAGUCAACAGCCGAAGAAAGGGAAGAAAGUAUAACAGAACUUUUAGCCGGUGUUGUGGAUCCAGGUUUAGCUGUAGAAUUAUACAAAUCCAUAUUACAACAGUGGGAUGCUGAAAAUGCCAACAAAAAAACAGAAACAGUUAAAGAGGAUAUAGGUGAGAAGCUUUCUGCCAUGUUUGGCAAGCAGACACUGGCCACUGUGCAAGAGAAGAAACUUACUAAAGAAGAGGCUGAUAGAAAAGCUGCUAUCUUAGCCCAGUAUGGGCAGGUUUCUGAUGGGGAAGAAUCAGAUUCAGAUGAAUGUAGCGAAAAUGAAGAUGUCCCCACCCUCGGAGCAGCCAAAAGUGACCCCUCUGAUUUAUUGCUCAUCAGAAAUGUGAACAAAGAGGAAGUCCAAAGAGCUGAGAGGGAGAAGAGGGAGAAGGCAAAGGAGGAACAAGAGAAGAAAAAAGAGAAAGACAAACAAGAUCGGGUAGCCCAGAAACAGAAACAACAAGAAAGGAAAGAGGCUGAGAAGAAACGCACUUCCAAGGGAGAGAAGAAAAGAUAGCACCCAUAAUUUACAAUUAGCAUUAUAAUAUUAUAAUAGUUGUGUAGUUUUUUAAAGUAUUUUAAUUAUUAUCUUAAGAAUAAUUAUGUACAUGUUUGCUGGGCAUUCUUUUCUGCUUAAAGUCAAGAGUUUAUUUUUUGAUUUGUAGUUUUUCAGGAAUAUUUUUCUCAAAUUGACAAAUUUAAACUAAACUUGAUAUUGUUAAUUCCCUUUGUAGUGCAUUUUAUUCCCCUCACUGUAUUUAAAAAAAUUAUUUUUUAAUAAACAUAAUAUUUGUAUUUUAUGUUUAAAAACAUAGGUAUUUUUUAGAUUAAAAAAAAUUGCAUUAUAAUUAUUUUUUUGAGGGUUUUAUUUUUUUAUUUCAUGGACAUUAUCAAAAAGCCUUAAUAAUAUUGCAUGAUCAUAUAAUAUACAUUUUAAUUAUUCAGUUUGUACAUUUAAUUUUUUGAAAAUGACCUAUGUUCCGGAUGUUAGUUUUGUGAUUAUUAAAUAUCCCUUUUGUAUAAAAUCUACUUAUCUGCUUGGUUAGGGUUUGCUUACUGAAUCUUGGGCCUCUCUAGUCUAUAUUGUUGGUGAGUUUUGUGCACACAAAACCGUAGCGUUUCAUUGAAGUCUCAGUUUUGUAAGAAAAAAAAUUCAGAAAAUUUUUUACCUGAUGUUAACAAUUUUAGACACUUGUUCCAGUUUAUAAAAUUUUUAAGGAAAUAAAAUAAUAAAAGCUGGAAAAUGUUUUUUGGUGUACUUAAAUCAAAUUUUAUUUCUUUUGCCAACUCCCAUUAAUUUACCACAUUUAAAACUUACAGAAUUCUUUUUCAUAGUCUUAAUUUAGCUUCUUUUGAAAUUGCUGAAAAUUUUUUGAGUUUUUUGAAGUCCCUAAUAUUAUUGGGUGAGUGCAAUCCCCUGUGGUCAGGUUUUAAAAUGAGUUAUGGUGACAGUUUCAAGUGUUUGCUGUGACAUUUCAAUGUCAGCAGUGUGCUAGUAAGUUUUACUGUUUAGCAUCAGUUACUGUGCUUGUCAGUAUUUUACUGUUCAGUCUUAGUGUCACCCUGGGCCUGUCAUGUUGACAAUGUACUAACCCUGGUAAGAAAUGUCUGUGAUUUAAGAACAUAGUAUUGUAUUGUCACAUCCACAAUUUUCUCUACUGUUAACAUGUAACUGUUUAUGCUUACAUUGUGUCACCAAUGUGCUGUUUGAAGCCAACAUCACCUAUGUUGUGUCACCACUGGUGUUUCAAGCCAACAUUUCCCUUGUGUCACCAAUCUGAAGUAUCAAGCCAAUAUAACUCUUUGUCACCAUUGUGCUGUUUGAAGACAGCACCACCCAUAUUGUGUCACCAUUCUGCUGUUUGAAGACAGCAUCACCUAUGUUGUGUCACCAAUGUGCUGUCACCAUUGUGCUGUUUGAAGACAGCACCACCCAUGUUGUGUCACCAUUCUGCUGUUUGAAGACAGCAUCACCUAUGUUGUGUCACCAAUGUGCUGUCACCAUUGUGCUGUUUGAAGACAGCAUCACCCAUGUUGUGUCACCAUUGUGCUGUUUAAAGACAGCAUCACCCAUGUUGUGUCACCAAUGUGCUGUUUUACUAUGUUGUGAUGAUUUCUCUUAUAUCAGCAUUACAUUCUUGGAGCUAAAACAACAAUGGCCUUGUUUAACAAAGGGUUGUUACUGAGUGGUGUGUAAUGUAAGGGGUUGUCCACUAAUGAUGUAUAAUUUUAGAGAUUGUCCAUUAGUUACUCCUAAUGUAUUGGGUUGUCCUUUAGUGUUGUUGUACUGUAAUUGUAGUGUAUGGGUUAUUCAUCAGUUAUUCAUAAUUUGUUUCAUCAAUUUGUGAUGUGUAAUGUAAGAGGUUUGUCAGUCAUGAGUAAUGUAUGGGGUUGUCCUUUAGUGAUGUGUAAUGUAAGGGGUUGUCCUUUAGUGAUGUGUAAUGUAAGGGGUUGUCAGUCAUGAGUAAUGUAUGGGGUUGUCCUUUAGUGAUGUGUAAUGUAUGGGGUUGUCCAUUAGUGAUGUGUAAUGUAAGGGGUUGUCAAUCGUGAGUAAUGUAUGGG